Dipodomys ordii (Ord's kangaroo rat) is the source of this 1625-nucleotide messenger RNA. It is a transcript of the gene Gata5, whose product is annotated as GATA binding protein 5. Bases 1 to 843 code for a protein of 280 amino acids. NCBI's taxonomy places the organism in Eukaryota, Metazoa, Chordata, Mammalia, Rodentia, Heteromyidae. Gene Ontology annotation, molecular function: zinc ion binding; DNA-binding transcription factor activity, RNA polymerase II-specific; RNA polymerase II cis-regulatory region sequence-specific DNA binding. Gene Ontology annotation, biological process: positive regulation of transcription by RNA polymerase II; cell fate commitment; negative regulation of transcription by RNA polymerase II. The transcript is spliced from 6 exons. The record is from RefSeq and is a predicted model, not a curated record.
AUGGCCCGCGGGGCCCCGUUGGGACUGGUGCUCCGGGGACACUGUGAGGCUCCCAGGGACGAGAGCACAGGCUGGCCAGUGGUAUACCCAGCCAGUGUGCCCGGUGGGCGCUACACUGCCCGAGCCAGGCCGGCGGUCCGCACAAUUGAGCAGAUCCUGAGCUCCUGUGGGAUGUCCGACUUCUUGGAGGAGUUCCCGGGUGAGGGCCGGGAGUGCGUCAACUGCGGGGCCCUGUCCACGCCGCUGUGGCGCCGCGACGGCACCGGCCACUACCUGUGCAACGCCUGCGGCCUCUAUCACAAGAUGAACGGCGUCAACAGGCCGCUAGUGCGGCCCCAGAAGCGGCUGUCCUCCUCCCGCCGCAGUGGCCUCUGCUGCUCCAACUGCCACACGGCCACCACCACGCUCUGGCGGCGCAACGCGGAGGGUGAGCCGGUGUGCAACGCCUGCGGCCUCUACAUGAAGCUGCACGGGGUGCCACGGCCACUGGCAAUGAAAAAAGAAAGUAUCCAGACACGGAAACGGAAGCCCAAGAACACAGCCAAGACCAAGGGCUCCCCAGGAUCCACAGCGAACAUGACAGCUCCCCCGCCUGCCGUCCCCAGCACAGACAGCUCAGCCGCCACUUUGAAAACAGAGGCCAGCCUGGCGUCCCCCACGUGUUCCGGGCCCAGCAUGACCUCCCAGGCAUCCGGCCAGGUGGAUGACCCCCUGGCCCCCAGCCACCUGGAGUUCAAGUUUGAGCCCGAGGACUUUGCCUUCCCAUCCACAGCCCUGGGCCCUCAGGACGGCCUUGGAGGGGCCCCGCGCCAGGACGCCUGGUGUGCACUGGCCUUGGCCUAGGACCCCCUCAAACUAGCACUGGUGCAGCGUCCCCAGAACAGCCCACAUCCACCCCUGCACCUGCCUCACUCCAGCACGGCAGAGACGACCAGGCCCAUGGGAGAGCCGACCUCCCAAAGGAGCCACAAGUUCCACAGCGUGGCACUUUGUGAACUGACCAGAGCAAGAAGAUGGCUGGGGAAAGGUCUUGCGGCCCACAUGCACAGCUAGGGGCUCCCUAAGCCCUGCAGAAGCCUCUCUGCUGCCCUCAACCACCUGAACUCUUGCUCCCGCUCACCAUCCACACCAUUCCAGGUUGUGGUAGGUGUCCAAGCAAAACAAAACCCGAGGCAAGGAAGGCAGCAAGGUGAGGGGCGAACACAGGCCUCCCCGGACCCCAAGGUCCCCACAUUGGCUGGAGGGAGCCAUGGUGCAGAGCGCUGCUCCUUCGAAGGGCACAGGAGGGCCAGGCAUGUGUGCAGGUUGCACACUGAACUGACACCACCCUCAAGGGAACGCCGUCCACCUUGCAAUCAUCAUGAACUUGUGUAUUUAUUUCGAUGUUUAUUCCAGAGAAGGCCAUGAAGGGCCUUGUUCUGAUAGAACCCUUUUGCCGUGACCAUUGCUGGCAGGUAGCAGAAAGCGUCUGCAGGCCUUGUUGAGCCCCACGCAGAGUUUGGGGGUUGCAGUGGAGGUGGCAGGGCCUCAGAGCUGGCUCAGCUGGGACUGUCAGUCAGGCGGCUUUCCCAGCAGACCCCUCCCGCAGCAGCCUGGUCCUCCAGCUCUAUCUCGGCUGGAGCUUA